UUUGCAAAGCAGCCAAGCCUUCAAGAUGUCGGCCUUCCUGUCGAUCGCGAGCAGGGCUUCUUGAUUUUCUUUAGAUCGUUUCAUUUUUCUCACUAUUAUGUAGUUCUGUUCAUUUUUAUCAAAUAAUAUUUAUAAAGUACACUUGAACAUGGCUGCUCUAGCUCGGUCCUUGAGAGGUAGUGGCAAUGUAACGAAUCUUUAUGGUGCGCUAUCGUGGGAGAGAUGUAAUCUGGCUGUGGUACGUUCUUCAAGAUGGCAACAGAAAAGGUUUAUGUCGAACCCUUUGCAGGGAAAGACAGUUCGUAUAGGCUGUGCCUCUGGAUUCUGGGGAGAUUCAAUGUUGGCAGCACCACAGCUUGUUUCUGAGGGCAAUAUAGAUUAUCUUGUGUCUGAUUACUUGUCGGAAAUCACAAUGUCACUUCUGACAGCAGCUAAAAGAAAAUCUCCUACUAUGGGGUAUGCACCUGACUUCAUACAGUCUGUUAUGAAAGUACUCAUCAAACCCAUAAAGAAAAAAGGUAUUCGUGUGGUCAGUAAUGCAGGAGGAGUCAAUCCACACGAGUGUGCCAAAGCUUUGAUUGCUGUGGCAGAAGAAGCUCAAACUGACUUAAAAGUUGCCGUUGUCACUGGAGAUGAUCUUAUGGGGGACAUUGAACAAAUAAAGCAGGCUGGCAUUAAAGAGAUGACAAGUGGUCAAGACUUCCCAGACAGUGUUGUCAGCAUGAAUGCGUAUAUAGGAGCCCUUCCCAUUGUAAGGGCCUUGGAGCUUGGUGCAGAUGUAGUUCUUACUGGAAGAUGUGUUGACAGUGCAUUGGUUCUUGGCCCUCUUAUGUAUGAGUUUGGAUGGAAGCCAAAUGAUUACGAUUUACUUGCAUCUGGAAGUUUGGUGGGUCAUUUAGUUGAGUGUGGGGCCCAGUGCACUGGAGGAAUCUUCACUGACUGGCAGACUGUACAUAAUUGGGACAAUAUCGGUUAUCCCAUAGCUGAGUGUGCUGCAGAUGGAAAGUUUAUUCUUUCUAAACCUCCCAACACUGGAGGACUGGUGUCUCCAUCUACUGUAGCUGAACAGUUGGUUUACGAGCUUGGAGACCCAGCUCAAUAUGUUCUCCCAGAUGUGACUUGCGACUUUACGCAAGUCAGGCUUCAAGGACUCAUUGGUUAUGAUGGUGGAGCAGUUCUUGUUCAGGGUGCAGUUGGCAAACCAGCCUCAGAUGUGUACAAGGUGUGUGCAACGUAUGCAGAUGGCUUUCGUGCCACAGCUGUUUGUCCUGUUGGAGGGCCGUUUGCUUCACUUAAAGCUAAGAAAACGGGCGAAGCCCUCUUGAAAAGGACAAGAAGAAUGUUUGAAAAUUUAAAGCUGGAUGACUACACACGAACUCAUAUUCAGGUUUUGGGCUCCGAGGAGACAUAUGGAAAACAUGCCUUUCCAGGGAUCAUGACAGCAGAAUGCCAAAGGGCCGUUGUACAUUUCCACUCAGCUCUUUAGCACUGACGAGGAGUGGUGAUAAAGGCAACAACGUCAAUAUAGGUGUAAUUGCUCGCCAUCCUUCCUACGUUCCCUUCAUACGAGCGGCACUGACCGAGGAAAGUGUCGCGAAAUAUUUUAGUCACUUAUUUCCUUCUCCACCAGAAGAAGGACACUGUAAAGUUAAAAGAUAUGAACUUCCAGGGAUCAACGCAUUUAACUUUGUCUUAGAAAAUGCUUUAGGAGGCGGCGGAGUGACAUCAUUACGCAGCGACCCACAGGGAAAAGCUCUUGGUCAGAUGCUUUUAGACUUCAAGAUAAAGAAUGUUCCUGAUAUUUUACCAUCUGUCAUUGAACCCAGCCUUUGAGGACUAAGCUUAAACUUGUUUACCAGCGACACAACAUUUUGAUUCCUCAGGCUUUUUUUUAUGGAAACACCGAUCACGGUUGCCAUAUUCAAAAAAAUUUGAAAAUAAUCAAUCAUAUUGAUUUGGUUUUGUCUGUGACUAAUUUGAUGUCGAAGUGGGAAGGUAAAGGUUACGCAUGAAGACGCGAUCACAAUUACGUAUAUUUAUUGAACGUAUCCUUAUCAAUGAAUGUCCUAAGUUUUGUAACAUUUUUUAACGGCUUUUAGCAAUCUUAAUGGCGUCUUCAUCGUUCGAGGAGCAUUAUCAAUCGCGGUAUAUUUUCCUUCCAGAAAACACCGCUUUAAUCUUGAUCAUCGUUAAUACAUUGCCAGUGUGAACCAAGUAAAUCCUUGAGAUACCUCAUGGAAAGUUUUAACAACAGCCUCAACAGUUGCAUUCGGGCUUGAUGAUCACGACGGAAAUCAGUAGUAACAGAAUUCCCAUACCUCUGACCAUGGUUACACACAAAUCUUUUGUGUAACGAAAUACGAAAAUUAAACAGAUAAUCGGAUAAUG
Messenger RNA from Pocillopora damicornis (cauliflower coral), 2388 nucleotides. RefSeq lists its product as uncharacterized. NCBI's taxonomy places the organism in Eukaryota, Metazoa, Cnidaria, Anthozoa, Scleractinia, Pocilloporidae. The record is from RefSeq and is a predicted model, not a curated record.